Molecule: messenger RNA, 282 nt
Organism: Parastagonospora nodorum SN15
Lineage: Eukaryota; Fungi; Ascomycota; Dothideomycetes; Pleosporales; Phaeosphaeriaceae
Exons: 2
Coding region: 1-282 (93 amino acids)
Source: RefSeq, a predicted model, not a curated record
AUGCAGCACCCUGGAGAUGUACAUCAAUCGGCAACAGCAACGCCCUUGCUACAUCUCCCGAACGAGCUACUCCUUCAAGUCGCCUCCUACCUUGCUGCCACACCACAUAUCCAAGAAAUUGCUCGUAAAGACUUCAAGUUUGAGCGCAGCUUCACUUCAUCUUCAUCGCAAACUCUGUUGAAUCACCUAGGAUAUUGCCGCAAGCAUCCGCCUCAGCCACCUGUCAGCCGGACUGUCAAGAAGUACUGUAUAAAGACGUCAUACUACCUCAGCGCCGCGUGA